AUGCUGAGCGGUAUUACGACGUCAGGAACGCGGAUUCGUCGGCCAGCCCUCGGUCCCAAGUGAAAGUCCCGCAGGAUUCCUGCACCCGACUCGCCCAAGAGACUGGAGGCUCGGUGUAUUCGCUGACGCGCCUGGCGGCACUCGCGGAGGAAUCCGACAAGCGGAGGUUCUUGGAGAGCCUCGGCGACCGGGUCGUGGAAUCCGUGGAGAAGGUCGCUCGUCUCUGUCACGCCUGCACCUGCAACGCCGACUUCCUCGGUCACCCUCACGAGGACUGCCGACUCUGCACCCCCCUCACGCCCAACACGGUGCGUUUUCGUUCAAGCAUCUAAAUUGCUGAUGCUGGGAAGCAUGAGU
This is a messenger RNA of Darwinula stevensoni, 357 nucleotides long. The record is from the annotation of a GenBank genome assembly. NCBI's taxonomy places the organism in Eukaryota, Metazoa, Arthropoda, Ostracoda, Podocopida, Darwinulidae.